CGGCACAGUGCGCAUGUGCCCUCCACGCCCGUGGUGGCUCCCGGCCCCAGCGCUCCCCCGCUCCGCGCAUGCGCAAAACGCAACCCGACGCCUGGGAGUUGAGGCGCGGGUUUAGCGGCGCGUUUCUGCGAAGUCGCACGUGUGUAGCAUAGCAGAGGACAGAGUCGGCAGCCCCAGCCAUGGCAGCCCCUGGUGGCCGUCCAGCACAGGCCAUGUGCAUGCUCAGAGCCAGCCUGGCAGUCCUUGUGACCCUCACCCUCCUCCAUGGAGCUGUAUCCCAGCCUCACCGGGACUUCACACCACCAGGCCAGCAGAAGAAGGAGGCUGCCGCUGACCCCUUGACCCAGCUUGGGCGAGCGCUGCGGGGAACACUGGACAGCUGGCUGGGCCGCGAGACCAUGCACUGGGUGUCAGAGACCCUGGCACAAGUGGCGUGGGCCGUCUCCUCAGGCAUCUCGGUGGCCUUCUUUGCUGUGUCUGGGAUUGCAGCUCAGCUGCUGAACGCCCUGGGGCUGGAUGGCAAUUACCUCACCCAGGGCUUGAAGCUAAGCCCCGCCCAGGUCCAGACCUUCCUGCUGUGGGGCGCAGGUGCCCUGGUCACCUACUGGCUGCUGUCCCUGCUCCUUGGCCUGUUCCUGGCCCUGCUGGGCCGUAUACUGGGCGGUCUGAAGCUCAUCGCCUUCCUGGCUGGCUUUGUAGCCCUAGUGAGGUCAGUGCCUGACCCUUCCACACGGGCACUGCUGCUGCUGGCCCUGCUGACCCUCUACGCCCUGCUGAGCCACCUCACCGGCUCGAGAGCCUCUGGUGCCCCACUGGAGGCCAAGGUGCGUGGGCUGGAGCGCCAGGUGGAGGAGCUGCGCUGGAGGCAGAAGCGUGCGGCCCGGGGACCCCGUAGCACGGAGGAGGAAUGACAGGGACCCCUGCAGAACCCCCUGCACCACACCAAAGAGCUGAGCUGCUUUCGGCUGCCUGCACCUCCCCGCUGCAGCCCCCGGGCUUGGGGAGGGUAGCCCUGGGUUUCCUGCCAAUGUGCUGGGGCAGGAGUGCAGGUCAGUUUUGGCUGCUGCCUCUGGCCCCCACCUCCCAUGACCUGACUGCCCCCUGAUGCUGCUUGGCCCUGCCAACCCCCUGGCCAUCUACCCGCCUUUCCCCCCUCCAGUCCUGUGCUGGCACUGCGCCCUGCCAUCCUGGAUGGAGCAGGACCGCAGGCUGCAAGCAGUACACCUGUGUUACAAGUGCCUUAAUCCGAGCCGGCGGUGUCCCGCCUGCUGCUGCCGUCCUGUAGCAGGACUGUGCUAUAGCUGCCGUCAUAGACUGUGGGGCACCCACCUCCUGGCCUUGUCAGCCGGAGCUGAGACCCCCGAGGCAGGGGGUGGCUUCCUGCGCAUGUUGGUCUCCAGCCCUGCCCGGGAGCUGCCCAAGGAUGAGCGCAGCAAGCUGAUGAGUGCUCCUCUGCCGGUCCUGCCCUUCCUUGUGCUCCAGCAGAGCAGGUGGCCACCUCUGUGCCACUUCUGACUGCUAAGGUUUGAUGUGAAAGACAGCACAGUGACGUGUAUUUUUAUCAGUGCUUGAUUGAUUUUAAAUAAAGUGCACGCUAUUUUACUA
Molecule: messenger RNA, 1605 nt
Organism: Cavia porcellus (domestic guinea pig)
Lineage: Eukaryota; Metazoa; Chordata; Mammalia; Rodentia; Caviidae
Gene: Tmem109
Product: transmembrane protein 109
Exons: 4
Coding region: 180-911 (243 amino acids)
Biological process (GO): cellular response to gamma radiation; intrinsic apoptotic signaling pathway in response to DNA damage by p53 class mediator
Source: RefSeq, a predicted model, not a curated record